CCUGGGGACAGUAUAAAACAGGUCAGAACCCUCUUGUUUACCAAUUCAGUUCAUUCCAAGAAGCAGCUGCUCCAGGAACAAAGGCGCCAUGCAGCCCCGGCUCCUCUUCGUGGCUGUCUUCCUGGUGCUCCUGGCCUCUGCCCGAGUUACAGAGGCCGAGGAUCCCUCCUUUGCGGAAACAGUGCAGGGCUAUGUGAAGCAGGCUAGGGACUGGGUGAAUGAACGCAUCAGCUCCCUGAAAGACUACUGGAGCACAUUCAAGGAAAAGUUCUCUUAAUUCUGGGAGCCUAUCCCCAAGGCCACACCACCUCUGGCCUCUGAAGUCGCCUGA
Messenger RNA from Camelus dromedarius (Arabian camel), 331 nucleotides. RefSeq names its product apolipoprotein C3 (gene APOC3). Gene Ontology annotation, biological process: negative regulation of very-low-density lipoprotein particle clearance; triglyceride homeostasis; cholesterol homeostasis. NCBI's taxonomy places the organism in Eukaryota, Metazoa, Chordata, Mammalia, Artiodactyla, Camelidae. Gene Ontology annotation, cellular component: very-low-density lipoprotein particle; chylomicron; intermediate-density lipoprotein particle. The record is from RefSeq and is a predicted model, not a curated record. Gene Ontology annotation, molecular function: lipase inhibitor activity; phospholipid binding; high-density lipoprotein particle receptor binding. The transcript has 4 exons.